Messenger RNA from Ochotona princeps (American pika), 489 nucleotides. It is a transcript of the gene SMIM28, whose product is annotated as small integral membrane protein 28. The coding region runs from base 1 to 489 and encodes 162 amino acids. The transcript has 2 exons. The record is from RefSeq and is a predicted model, not a curated record. NCBI's taxonomy places the organism in Eukaryota, Metazoa, Chordata, Mammalia, Lagomorpha, Ochotonidae.
AUGCGGGCAUUGCUGGGGAGCAGCUGGAGGAAGUUUGGACAUGCUGGCCGAGGCACGGACGAGUGGCUGACGAGCGAACCAAGCCUGCCCCUUCUGGAGACCCAGCUGCAGGGCACCCAGAGGGCGAGCUCCAGCCGAGAAGACGCGGAGCCCUUCCUGUGCAUCCUCCUCCCGGCCACCGUCCUGCUCUUCCUGGCCUUCCUGCUGCUGUUCCUGUACCGCCGCUGCCGGCGCGCACCACCCACAGGGCCGGUUUUCAGCGUUGACCUUCCAGAGCCCUCUGCGUCCUCCGGAGAGAUGCCAGACUUUCUGCCCGGCCUCCCGUGGAACAGCGAGCAGCACUUUCCCUACUCCCCGCUGCCCUGGAAUGCCACCAUGCCCUCGCUGUGUCCACCCCCGUCCUACGAAGAGGCCACCAGGCACAGCUCUAGGGAAGACAAGCCAGAUCCCACCCAUGACCAGACAGAGGGUCCACUGGGACUGGAAUAA